This is a messenger RNA of Styela clava, 3571 nucleotides long. The record is from RefSeq and is a predicted model, not a curated record. Lineage: Eukaryota; Metazoa; Chordata; Ascidiacea; Stolidobranchia; Styelidae.
UUUAUUACAGCUUUCCUAAACUUUAAUUAACUGUUCUUUAUUAAAAAUAUUCCAAGAAUUUAAAAUGGGUGCCUGGCUAAGUCACGCAUGGUCCAAUCUGGUAAGAUUUAUUACUGGAUUACGAUCGGUUCCGACUGGAUAUAGAGCUGGCUCUUCUGGAGGUGAUUCCGAAGUUUACUACGAUUGGACUGACGAAAACAUGGAUGUUGAGGACGAACGAAGCCAGGACGUUGAAGAGCCUUCUGAUGGAACUGAACUACGAAGACGAAUGACAUCUACGACCCCUGAUCCUAAAGUUGAAAGGUCAUCAUCAAAAUCUGAAUCGACUUCUCCAUUGAAAUCUGAUUGGAAUGAAAGUGCAGAACAUCCAAAACCAAAACUUGAUGUUGCGCCUCCAAAUAAGAAAUCAAAAACUGAAAACGAAGAGAAGGCGACAAAAGUGGAAUUCAAAACUGUUCCGAACCUGCAUUUUGGUGAUCAGGAUGAAAUGCCUAAAUCUCUUUCUCCAGAUUCUGUUAUAUCAGAAAAAGUGCUUGACAGUCUUGGCCCUGAAAAUGCUGAUACUAGCACCACUCAGAAUUUCGAAAGUAGUUCUGAAAGUAGCGUUUCGUCAGAAACCAGUGAGGAUGAAAAAAAAGAUUACGAAAUCACUCAAAGUUUCGAAGGUCGUUCUGAAGGUCAAAAAGCUAUAGUUUUAUCUGAAAACGAGACAAAAACUAAAAGUGAAGAUGAAUUACAUGCAAUUAAUGUUGAAAUGGAAUCGAAUCUUGGAAAUAAGGGAUUGUCUCCCGAAUCAGGGACGAGACCCCCAAAUCCAGGAUUUGAUGAAGAUUCAAGCAAGAAGGUUAAAAAAAUGUCUACUGAAUUAGAAGAAUCUUCUUCAAAAUCUCCAAUUUCGGAUAGUCAUAGUCGGAAACCUCCCAGAACAAAACCGUCAUCUCCUUUAAAAUCUCAUUUGGUUGAAGAUUUGGAUGAACGAGACCCGAAACUCAACGUUGCUCCUCCAACUAAAAAAACUAAAACUGACGUAGACAGAAAAGUUCCAACUUCAUUGGAGGUGACAGAAAAAAUGCAUUUUGAAUCUGUUCCUGAUUUACAUUUUGGUAAUGCAGAUGGGAAUUUUUGCCCCGAAACAUUAUCCCCUGAUUCUGUUAUGCCAAGAGGAAUUCCAGAAUCGAGAGAAAUGGAUGCCAACUCUGGUUAUAAGGCUUCAUUAGAAGUUGUGGAAAAUGCAGACAGCACUGAGAUGACCAAUAUUACUGAUGAUUCGAAAAUUGAUGACCAAGUAAAACAGAAAAGUUAUGAAAGCGAUAUGACCGAUAGUGUGCCACCUGAUCUUGUAAAAACAAUUCAAAAAGAUGGAAAUGGUACUUCUGAAGAAGCUGGGUCAGAUUCACUUAAUCACGAAGUUCCUACUGCGAAUAACGUCAUUGAGAUGAUGCAAGAUACCCAUGGAGCAAAUAAUGAUGACCGAAAUGCUCAGGAAAGUUUUGAAGAUAAUGCUGACGCCACUACAUUUACAGAAGCUGAUGGAAGUGAAAAAGCACUGUUAGAUAAUGAAUUGGAAUCGCAAGUAGCUAUGUUAGUCGACCCUGAUCAAUCAAAAGGGUCCAAUUGGAAGGAAAAUCCCCGCAUUCAGGGACAGGCUGACCAAAUCAACCUAACAAGCAACGCAGGGGCCCCUGACUGUGUUGUGAAAGUCCCGAUUGAGGAAAAAAACAGCACAGAAAGCACCCAAUUUCCUCAAACAGGAGACAAAAUAGCAGGAGGUAUAGUUCAUGAUCUCAGUAACACAGUUUUGAGCCAAAAUACUAAAAUCGAAAUGGUAAGUGGGGUUGAAAUAUGUGAUGCCAAAUCAGCUACAAAAAUCGGCGUAAGUGUCCCAUUAGGGGUGAAAGAAUAUCUCAUUGAGGCCAGUGAUGCUGACACAGAUAAAACUAACGAAAGUGACGAACAGAAACCUGCGGAGGAUAUGGAAAAUAAAGUGGUUGCAUACGAAAUAUCGAACGAAGAGACAAAUGAAGGCAAUCAAGGUUUGGAAAACAUCAUUGGGGAGUCAGAAAUGUUAAAAGAAAUGCAAAAAAGUGAAAUUGAGACCUCAGAGAUUUAUGCUGCUGAGGCGCUGAUAGAAAUUGGCAAAAAAGUUGACGGGGCAAUAUUUGAACAUUCUGCAGGCAAUGUAUCUAUUAAUGAUGAGAUUGUUGCUGUCGACGAUGAAAUAAAGAACAAACAAGGGAGUGAUUUAGUAGGGGAAUCCCCCACUGGGCAUGAUGAAAUGGAUUUGAACAUAAACAAAGAAGAACCAGUAUCUGUUGAAUAUUUCGGCCCCAAAGGGGUUUCGAAAUUGGUUGAUUAUUCAGAUGAGGAAAUGGUAUCUUCUGAAAAAGGAGAUAUUUUGGAAAUUAAAAACCAUGAUAACAUGACUAAUGUUGGUUGUGAAAUCUCUCCAGGCGUAGAUGAUGAGCACAAUAAAUUGGACAACCAUGAGCAAGCGGAACAAAUCAUUACCACCAAUGGCAGUGGAGAGCAGCUUGCAUCUAAUAACUUUGAAUAUGUCGACCAUAAAGGAUCGCCACUCGAAGUCUCCAAAGAGCAAAUUGAGCAAAACUUGGCGUUGGGCGAUAGUAACCAACAACAGAUCGAAUCCAACAACUUCGAUAAUGUCGACCCCGAACAACCACAACUCGAUGGCUCUCAAGAGCAAGAUAAGUUCAUUUCAGAAAACGGCGAAAAUAUUGACCCGAAUAUUCAACCAAAAAUUAACACAAAAACGAAGCAAGUCUGUGUGCAAUGGACCGGAAAAGCUAACGAAGUACUUAUCACCGGAUCAUGGUUAGAUUGGAAAGAUAAAGUCGCUCUACGAAAAACGGAUGAAUAUCUCUGGUCUGUGAAUUUGGAUUUAGACAAAAAUUUGAAGGACAUAGAAAUGAAAUUUGUGGUUGACGGAGAAUGGUUAGUAUCACCAGACAUACCCACUGUGAAAGAUAUGAGCGGCAAUAGAAAUAACUACAUAAAACUUAUGCAUUAUUAAGGUAGGAGGAUUUGGUUCAAUAUAAGGAGGCACAGAGUGACAAUCGAAAAACAAACUACAUUGUUAUAUCAUAAAAACUUUUCUUUGGCGUAAUUUAAUGUUAACGAAGUGAGUUUUUCCUUGCGAUGAGUCAGCAUUUGUAUUACGGAAACUAAAUGCAUCCUGAGUUUAAACAUUGUCAGGUUGCCACUCUGCGUUAUUGAAUAGUAAUGUCUAUAUCGGAAUAACUGUUAUUCAAUGGUUUAUGUUUUUGUUAUUAUUAGGUCAUACACUGUCUUAUGGUUUGUUUAUUAUAUCAUAAACCACCAUUGUUCACCAAUUGUUGAGUGAUAAGAGAUGCUUUUGUUCCAUUAUUACGAUAUGUCCCACUGUGAAGAUAGAUGGACAAUGCAUUGAUAAACCCAGAUCAAAUGGUAUACUCUUCAGUAGAUGUUUAGUUAUUAGCGUUUUGUUCCGUGGUUGCGCUCGGCAUCGGUAUUAGAAAUAUGAAAAUGCACUCUUUCAUCUUAAAAUAGCGCUGACUUCCUAAAUAUAUUGCCU